This is a messenger RNA of Cladocopium goreaui, 3165 nucleotides long. The record is from the annotation of a GenBank genome assembly. NCBI's taxonomy places the organism in Eukaryota, Dinophyceae, Suessiales, Symbiodiniaceae.
AUGAGCUUCGCUUCAGAGAAAGUGGAAGCCAAGCAUGAAGAGUUCAGACAGAAGGCGAUCUACAAGCGCCGCAGCAAGAACCUCUACGAGAAGAUGUUUGCUAUGACAGUCGUGGAAUUGCACAAACAGGUCAGUUCUUCCUGGUGGGGACGCUACCGGGGCAACCUGCCAGAUAACCUGGAGUACUUCUACGCAACGGUUGUUCGUCCCAGCAUAGACUGUGAGCCUGGGCAUGGCCUAAAGGAGACUUACCUCAACCAGCUCCUAAACUUCCUGGCAAAUGAUGGGAACACCUACUCCAAAGACUUGGAUAUUGUGCGUUCAAUUUGCACUGGAAAGAUCCAGCGCCACCCUGCGCUUCACGGAGUCAUGACAGCCUGCGUGCUGCGCCUCCAGAACUUGGAGAAAGGGCCAGACUCAGAAAGGCAGCUUCUCCUCGAAGCAGGGGCCGAGUUAGCUUCCUUGGGCGCAAACGCCAAGAGUCUUCAAUUCUUUUGGCUUCGCUGGAUGGAGAACAACCAGUUCAAAGGCACUCUCGCAAAGCUCCGGGGAUGGUCCCUGCCCAUUAUGAUGUCUCCGGAUGCCACAACUUUGGAGGAGAACGAUCAUUGCAUCAGUGCUUCAUAUCCGAGGCCGCCGAAUGGGCCCCAACGCCGCCUAGUCUGCGCCUUUGAUCGCACAUACCUCGAAACCACGAUGCAGCUGGUUGGCACAGAGAAAGGCUCUUGCAUGGCCGGAGGCGCCCAUCGCCCGCUACAUUUCAUGGAGCCUGACCAGAGCUUGUUUCUACUUCGGAAGAAGCCACAGCAAGACGCUCCAGAACAUGAUGCUGAAGUUACCCGACAGUUCAACACAAAGGACAUCCGCAAAGCAAAUGAGAUGGAAAGCUUUCUACUCUGGGAUGCGACCCGUGGAUGCACCAUGCCGCUGGAAAUAGCAGCUUUUCCUGUGUUGAGCGCAGCAUCAAAAGACGACAGGCUGGAACGGGCUGUCCCGAAGGCAAAGAACUUGAGAGGCAAGUGGGAGACCUUAGCCAGAUGCGGGCUUGUCUUCUCAAAUGCAGAGUCCGUGAAGUAUAUCAUUGCAGACGGGCAUGGGUCCCACCUUUGGCUGCGGCAGCUGCUGUUGGGUCAGAAGAUUUCGCUCGCGGAUGAUUUGCUGCAAGAGCUUCCGUUCUGGGGGAAGCUGGUUGCGGAGGACUUGCCCCUGGUUUGCAUUCCGCUGCCCUGGCGCAUUGUGCGUAUGGACGGAGAAAGCAUACACUUCAUACCAGGCCCAGCGCACAUUCAAAAGAAUUGCUGUGAACAGAUGCGCAGCGUUUUGCGAACGAUUGUCUUCGGUGAUCAUUUCUCCGAUCUAUCAGCAGCCGUGGAGUCAGGACUUUGCCCAGCCUCCUUUAUUGGAGCCGAUGGCAUGUCUGACAAACAAGCAGCAUUGCUGCGCCUCAGAUUAGAAUUGGUGCUACCGAACCCUAGAAAGAUUUUGAAUUGGGCCCUGGAAGUUGGAAUGCUAGACCCUGUGAAUUUCCUUGUGAACCCAGCUGCUGACCGCUUCCAAGUGCCGUGGUGCUCGAAGGGAGCAUUUCUAUUGUCACUGGUAGAAGCCCAUGCCAUCGCAGGAUUGUUGCACCGAAGUGGUUCUCGCAAAUGGCGCCUGGAAGUUGCAAUGACAGGCCUGAGCCUUCUGAAUUUGGGGCUGCUGAUGGCAUCGAACAAAGCAAAGGCAUUGGGAGUCCCUCUGAGGACCUUGUGGCUAGAUUCUCGAUCGCAUGUCAACUUGAAGGACCUUUGCGGUGCUACAAUCAUGGCACUCUAUGCAUCUGACCCGGUGGUUUGCUGGCAUUCACUCACAGAGAGAUGCCUUGAAAAGCGCUUUGGGCUUAUCCGGAGCUUCUUUCCAAACAGUUGCCUGGCAGCCGCUGAUUACUGGAGGGCUUCGGCGAUGGUUAUGAGGAGAGAGGUUCGCACAGCUGAUGGAAGGUUCAUGGAGCCUCAAGCGCGCGAGGAUCAACUCUCAGCCAACGACUUUUGCGCAACAGCACAAAGGUCGUGGCAGGCCGCUCUCCGCUUAGCAGCCAUGAGCAGCGAAUUCUCGAUGGCCCAGUUGCAAAGUGACUUCAACAACACAAAUGCAGGAGCCACUUGUGAAGCAGAAAUGCAUGCGGACGAAGAUUCGGAAGAUGAAGGCUUUGUGGCAAACGAGAAAGCAGAUGUUGCAGCAGUCUUGGAUCGGAUUCGAGAAAGCCAAGCCUUUGUUGAUGAGUUCGAGGCAGAUGCUGAGGUUAAAGAUGCUCCUGAUGAAGCUACUUGUGUCCUUGCAGAGGAAGCAGCACGCAGAAAGGCUCGCGGAGUCGAUGAUGAAGAUUCUGGCGUGGUGAAAGCCAUGAAGGAGUUGUUUGAAGACGAGACAGUGGCUGACACCAAGCCAGAUGAUGAUCUUGAGCGAUUCAAGCCAAGAGAAGGCCGCUACUCACUGCAUGGAGCCCUUCGUGGACAUGAGAAUCUGGAGUCGGGUGAGGACGAUUUAGUCCGGCUUCUUUGCUGGCUCAGAAUGGCUCCAAAUGGGUGUGAUGGUGAUAUUAUCCAGCAGCCGCUCCGAACCAGAAAGCUCAUUUUGAGCCAACCCAAGAAGUGGCACAACAUGUUCCGGCAUCAAAUGGCACAUGCAGAUGCUGUGGAAAAACUCCCCACCCAGCGAAAGUCAAGGCAAAGUGCAUGGGUGCAAGCGACUGAGAAGGCGCGGAUGGAAUUUCCAACGUUGCCGUCCAGUGUGGCAAUCUCCACUGGUGACCUGGUUGCUGUGAGCUACCGUGGGGAAUGGAGGGUGGGCCUUGUCUUGACUAUGUGGAGAUAUUUCAAGAAAGGAACAGGUGCCCAGCAAGUUUGCCACGAGAUACCAAGAGGAGGUUUGCAUUCAGCAAGGGUGGUCAUCAUGAGUGAAGACAAUGACGAGCCACGAGUUUUCACUUGCGGCAGUGGCUCCGUUGCAGUGGUCCUGCCGCAUGAGUGCAUUGGCAUGCGGUUAGAUACUCCGAGCAUGAAGAAGAAGGUGGGCCUUGAUGGGCUGAAGGUCUUGCUUCCAGAGGACUGCUGGGGAGUCAGGGCAGGGGCCCAUUCCACAGGGUCUUCGACAAAUUCUCAUGGUCUCAUUUCGAUUUGGUGCUAA